AUGUUGAUGACAGAAAUAAAAUCAAUAUACAAUAUCUCCUGGGCAUUUCUUAUUCUUAUAUUUUUCUUCACAGAACAGGAACACAAACACGUGCUGCUCAAAAAGUUCUUUAUUUCUUUGCGGGCAGAUGAAAGAGAAAGAGAAAACCGAAACUCGCCCUCACGUUAUGAAAUUCAACGUAGAGGAGAAGACGCAACUCUUAUUCUUUUUCUUGUAUGCGGACAACUCUGGCACGCUCACGACGCACCAUGUAGCACACUAGCAACCACUGCACUUCUUGUUACGCAUCUACUAUUGGAAGAAGAAAUAAACGUUGCAGCUGCGACAAGGAACACGCCUACUUCACUCGUUUAGCACGUCGCUUUUUACAAGACUACACCACGUAGCCCAAACGUAAACACAGCUCCGCCAAAAGGAAGUGACUAGAGUCGAUGCAGAUCAUGCGCUUGCAUUUCUUGCAGUACUUCUUAGCAUCCUCAGCCACAAGAUGAUUGUCAUAGGAAGGUGGUCGCGGCACAAAAAAGAGAAAGUCAAACGCACGUAAACUGCAAAUGAGCCUCUUCAGCACAUGGAAGUAGCUUCGGAUCGUGUGGGUCUCUCUCAACUCAUUUAUUCAAGACAAAACUAUGCCGCGCUCGUGAACGUACACGUAGGAGCGAACAACUUCUAGUACCUCUCCAUGAUUCUUGUAUCGCGACGAGGGCCCAUGCUGCAGAAGGUCACCCGAGUUGUCACCAAAAUCCCAAAACAUAAACUGCCUCCACAUGAUUUGACGUCGAGAAUUAUUCUCUCCAUAACUAACUCUAACAUGAACGACAACGUUACUCAUGAUAAGCAAGAAAAGAAAACGGACUGCAUCUCCUAAAAAAUACUUGCACGACAAUCGCCAUUCUUUGAUGCGCUCCUGCGCACGACAGAAUGGAACACUAGAAGUACAGGGGAG
This is a messenger RNA of Amoebophrya sp. A120, 943 nucleotides long. Lineage: Eukaryota; Dinophyceae; Syndiniales; Amoebophryaceae. The record is from the annotation of a GenBank genome assembly.